Messenger RNA from Plodia interpunctella (Indianmeal moth), 1236 nucleotides. Its product is annotated as achaete-scute complex protein T3-like. The transcript is spliced from 2 exons. Gene Ontology annotation, molecular function: RNA polymerase II transcription regulatory region sequence-specific DNA binding; protein dimerization activity; DNA-binding transcription factor activity, RNA polymerase II-specific. The coding region runs from base 129 to 842 and encodes 237 amino acids. The record is from RefSeq and is a predicted model, not a curated record. Lineage: Eukaryota; Metazoa; Arthropoda; Insecta; Lepidoptera; Pyralidae. Gene Ontology annotation, biological process: developmental process; regulation of transcription by RNA polymerase II.
GAAGCUCCGUAGCCGCCGCUCGUGUUCGCCCCAUCGAAAGCUCCCACGAAGCCUGCUACGUAACAGCAGAGCUUUUCCGAUCGCUGCGCGAACCGGUCGUGUGCCCUUAUCUCGCGAAUAUAAACAAAAUGCUCCAAGAAAUACAACUCGUUCAAGGCCAGACGAACUACGUGGUCGUCUCCUCUGGAUACCCCACUGCAACUGUCACCAAAACCUCCGUUGAGAAGAGAAAUAUACCCAUCGCUCCGGCUCCUGAAAAAAAUUAUGUCACGCACGACACUCCGCCAAAUCUUCAGUAUAGGAAAAAGGUGCACUUUAGAACGAACCCUUACACUGGUCCUCAGGCUGCUUCGAUAGCUCGCCGAAAUGCAAGGGAACGCAAUCGAGUAAAACAAGUGAAUGAUGGAUUUAACGCGCUGCGCCGUCAUCUGCCCGCUUCUGUAGUGGCCGCCCUGUCAGGUGGCGCCAGGCGCGGCUCCGGCAAGAAACUCAGCAAAGUUGACACAUUGAGGAUGGUAGUCGAAUAUAUUAGAUAUCUUCAGCAGUUACUGGAAGAAAGUGAUGCAGCUCUAGGCAUUACCCGUGACCAAGAAAAUAGAGAAAACAUUCCGAAUAGUAAUACUCAGGCUAUGACUUCGAUGGACUUAGAUGAUGGUUUCUUCUAUGGCAGCGGAUCGCCUUGCUCUGAGAAGGCUCCGUCGCCGGCCCCAUCAGAAUGCUCCUCCGGGGUGUCUUCAGCCUACUCCAACGUUGACCGAUAUGAAGUUUCAACGCAACAGAACCUUGGGCCGAUGGAUGAAGAAGAACUCCUAGACGUAAUAUCGUGGUGGCAACAGAAAUAGCAUUUAAUUUAUGUAAAUAUACAGAAAAUUGGACGAAUCCCUCCGACAAUGUGCAUUUAUUUAUUGCGUGAAUAAUUACGAAAAGACUUUUUGUAUUUCUAGUCAAUACGGUAGUGCCUUAUUUUAGGAUCUAAUCAUUUGAUACUAAUAAAAGUAAUUUUUAUGGACGGAAAAGUGAACUUUGUCGAUUGUACAUGGGGCCGCAAAUCAACUGUGGAGAAUAUUUUAGGCAGAUUGUUAGCCUAGUGUACAUUGUUACCUGUUACUUAAUGCUGUCGAGGCUUCUAAAGGAUGUAAUUAGUGGUAUUUAUAAAGUUGGAAGCCUGUUAUUAUUGUAAAUAUUAGCAUAAGUGUUAAGGUAAAAUAUAUAAAUACAUUAUUUAUUGAAAAGGUU